UACAAUUACAAAGUAGGAUAUGAGCUGAAACAAAUUGAACAUGAACUAGAAUAUAAGAUAAAUGAAGUAAGCUUAUACAAAAGUUAAAUAAAAUAUAACUUAAAACAACUUGUAACUUAUACAUAAAAUGAACUAUGUUUGCUCAAGUAACUUAAAAGGAAUACCUAAAAUUAAAAUGAGAUAUUCGAAAUAUCUUCCACGAGCGAGGGGAUUUAGCCAAUUAUAAAGCGUGUUACAACCAACUGUACUGGAAGAUCACAAUGGUGUGUAACACAACUGAUAGCCCCAACCACACUGAUCAUCUAACAAUUUUAGAAGAGGAAAUCUUUAAAAGUAUUCUGACAAUAUUUUCUUUCGUUGUCCUGCUCGGAAAUCUGACUAUGCUGUUUGGAUUUGUAUUAAAUAAGAAACUACGAACGCCAAAACAUUAUCUCCAUGUAAACAUGGCAGCGUCAAAUAUCACAUUGGCUCUUAUAAUGUUGGGGUCUUUAUAUAUUCGAAUCAAUGGUGAUAUCCUCUGUCUGUUCACACAUUCGUUGAUUCUCGUUGGAGUGUAUUAUCAUGUUCUCAGUUUAUUAUCAAUUACUGUUGAGAGAUUUAUUGCUAUCAAACAUCCUUUUAUCUAUGCAGCUAAAGUGACGACAAGGAACGUUAUCGUAUGUAUUGUAUCGUCGAAUUUGCUGUGUGUGACACUAGGGGUGUAUCCCCUCGUCAAGAUGCUGAUCACCGACGGUGAUUACGAUGGAGAUACAGAGGGUUGUCAUUUAGGGGAAAUUUCCCCUGUCGUGUACGCCAUGCUGCAAGUCAGUUGCAUGUUACUCAUUCUAAUCGUAAUGACAGUUCUGAAUGUGAGGAUUCUCCAAUCUGUAAAUUCAAGCUUCCGGUUUGCGCAAUCGACGGUUCCGGUUUCAACUCGGAGAAAAAGCCUUUUGGUUCAUACUCUUAACAAACGAAAAAUCAGGGCAACUAUGAUGCUAUCAACUGUAAUAAUAUAUCACAUCAUAACUUGGACUCCUCCAAUGAUAACCCUGCUUUUGUCAUACAUUGGUUUCAACAUUAGCCAACUCGUACUUAUUUCUACACUUACGGGGGCGUACACAUCUACAACGCUUAAUUCCGUGAUGUAUGGCUUUGUGUACAGAGAAUACCGUACAACGUGCGUUCGAGCUCUCUGUAGCAAAAUAAGAAAAAACAAUAGGAAGACUAUAUGUCACAUAAAUUCUAGCACAACCACAACAUAUCUGUAACCUCAUUGAAUAAUGCAUCAACGUUGAUUAAAAUGGAGAUUUAUUCGUGUUUUCGUAAGUUUAAAACUGUUGGUUUUGUAAAAUUGUACAUGGUGUAUCAGAAUUUCGACCCACUUAACAAUGCAUAUCUUAUUAAUAACACAUAUUAUUUGACACAUAUUUUGACAUUGUUAGAAUUUGUCCAAUGAUCCUUAGGUUGUCAACGUUCCAGCACUGCACUAGCUUAUGUUUGUCCCAUUGGUCAUUUAAAGAACCCGCUAUAAAUUUCUACCACCUCUCUGCAGAUAGACUUGUUCAGGAAGUUGUCGACGACAGUAUGCCUCUUAUCCUAAAAAUGAUAUGUAUGUCAACGAACUAAGAAACAUCACAGAGGCCAAACCAGAGAUAAGACAACAGAUAAAGACGUGUGCGAGUUUGAUUUGCAGAGAGGUAGUAGCCAUUUUGCUUAGUAUUUGGAUCACGUUCUUUAUAUGGCCAGAAAACGGGCAAAACCAAUGUUACAGUGAUGGGACUUUGUCAACUCAAAGAACAUUGAACAAACCUUAAUUAUGUGAACUAAAUAGUUGUAUCCAAUUGUAACUUCGGACUUAUUCAUUUCAUAUGUAAUACUGACUUACAUUUUAGUUAACUAGUCUUUCACCUUGAAUGGGACUUGAAUAAACAAAUAUAAUUCAAGACCUGUAGCACAAUGUUAUAACUUUUAUCUCUGUUAAUAUCCUUGUUAUUUCUCGAUUAGAUGACCAAGAUUGCUAUAUAUAAAUAUC
Molecule: messenger RNA, 2011 nt
Organism: Owenia fusiformis
Lineage: Eukaryota; Metazoa; Annelida; Polychaeta; Sabellida; Oweniidae
Source: the annotation of a GenBank genome assembly